UUUAUUGAGAAAAGAAUACAUAAUUGUUAAUAGAACAACCGAGUUGCUAGAUAUUAUUUGUACCUUUUGCAAAUAAUCAGUGUUCCUAAAAAUCUAUCCAGCAGAAGCAUGAUAGUUUUUGUUACUAAUAAUUGUUACUAAUAAUUGUUAUAAUAGCAGAUUAAUAGUUUAGAAUAGCAAAAAAGCAUCGGUCUCUAUAAGAGAUGUAUUGCAUUGGGCAAUAAAUCAUAUUCGUUUUCGGUAUCGAUACAUUUGUUGUCACUAUAUUUACAAAUCAAAUUUGUUACAAAUACUGGUGGCUUGUUAAAUUAACAAAAUCUUCUCUCAGUGUAAUAUUCGAGGUAAUCUAUGACCUAAUUCAAUAUAGCAAAAUUUAGAUCUUAAAUGUGUAACGCUAAACAAAUUAAUAGUUGAUGAAUGGAACCGAAAUUCUUUUGUUGACGCGAUAGUAAACAGGAUUUAUCUUUCAGGUUUCGAUUUAUUCCAAAGAGAGUGUGAUACAUUGAAAAGAAUUAGUGAUCUUUAUGUUCAUUUGAAUCCAAACAAAUGGCGAAUGUUCCGGUCGAAAAAGGACAGCAUUCUUUACUUUCCUUUGUGUUACCGUUAAAGUAUUCUUUACUUUCCCUUGUAUUACCAUCAAAAAUCGAAAAUGAAAUGGAUCAAAGUUAUGAAUUAGUUGAUUAAAUCUCCUACGUGAAGGAUAGGGACUGCUAUUGAAGUAAAAUUUUGUUUUGCCCGAAUAAAUAAUGUUUUGGUACGGAUACACUUUUUUUCUUUUAUUUUUAACUUGUUUAUUAAAUUAACUUUUACGAUGAAACUUCGAGUCAUGAGCCUGCACUUUCUGAUAUUUUUGUUUCCACCCUGUGCGUUGAACCGUCAAUUUUAACACAUGCAAAUACAUCGGAGCGUAAAGAAACAAAGCAUACAUGCGCGUACGCGUAUAUAUACUGCACCGAAUAACCGAAUGCAAACGUCCCUAAGAUUCGUCUUAGCCCCUCGCUAAACAACAUCCACUGUUAGACGAACUUAGUCCGAAAGUUUACCGUAGUCGUUUGCGGCGGUACGUUAUCUGUCAUGCGACCUUGAAGCAGCAGCUUAACGAGGGACUGAUUAUAGCCAGUCGCAACUUAAGGGCCUAUACCGAAACGGUCUCCCGGUGCCAACUAUAGCUUCUCAAGACACAGGGAGCGACACUCGAAUGCAAUCCGCACAGGAUUGUGGUACAGAUGUCUGUCAUGCGUGUAUUAAGCCUCCCUCAAAGAUUUCACCAUAUGAAGUAAGAAAGAAUCACCGGAGCGAGGCCUAAACCGUGAACGAGGGUGCAUACUGACACGUAUCGUGGAUAAUUCCAUAACGGAAACCUGCCAGUGCAUGGCUAAUUGUUGUGUGUAACGUAAAAGCGAGUGGAAAACCAUUUUCUUGCAACAAAGGAAGCGAAUAGUACCGAAGAGAUUGAGCGAAAGAGAGGAGAGAAAGAGAGAGCGAAGAGGGGGUGGAAGAAGAGAGAUGAAGAAAGAAGGUAAAGGAAGAGCUGAAGAAAAAGGGAAAUAUAAAAGAAUAGGAAAAGAGAAAGGAAGAGGGAGAAACACACGCAUAUUUUCGCACAGUGCACUCAACCGGUCGUUCUCGUGCUGGAAAAACUCAUAGUAAAACAUUGAACAAACCAGAGAGACAGCGUGAGAGAAAGAAAGAGAGAGAGAGAGAGAGAGAGAGAGCAGCGAGCGAAGGAGGGUCCGAUGGGCUGGUACCCAUCCGACUGGAGGUGGCACAAGGAGGUGGGACUCUUCGUCUCGUUCUCCACUUUCAGGGGCAGUCACAACUCGACCGCUUUGAGAGCCGGGUUGUCCGGCCACAGUUCGCACACUUUCCCGCCGCGUGUAUCAACGUGCGCGCACACGCGUCGCGGCUGCCACCUGCGGAAUAACGCGCGCGGAACUCGCGGUGCGUGCGUCCUCCAUAUCGCGCACGAGCUGUGAAAGGAUACGCUUCUGCAAGUGAAUUGUUGACGCACGUGCGAGAGGGUGCGCGACCGAUAGAAGAAUCAUACGAGGAUGUGAUGUUGGAAAAAUGCAUCCUCGUGCAAUUAGUCUCAUAGAGGAAAGAUUAUCCCGCAGAUCGAACAUCGGCUGGCAAUAAUUUUGGCACAUGAGCACGUGUGUGUGUUCCUUCGUGGUAGUUGUGUCACGUGCGUGCGUGUGUGUUCGCUCCUGAUGAUUUAUCCUGAUUGUAAUUCUGUCGUCAAGAAUCCUGCGAGAACAUUACCAAGUAACAAUCGCAAGAUUAAAAUUAUGUGAGAGUGGAUCCGUACAUUUGCCAAAAGAGUCAACCUCCAUUUUGUACACCUCAUGAUGUUAGUGGGGAUUCUUCAAGACUCCGAUUAGUGAUUUUUUAAACUGAUGCUUCGUGUUAAAACUAUGAAAGACUAUUACCAUAAUGUUAAUUAUGGAGCAAAAGAGGACCCGAUAAGAAAAAGAGAUAAAACGAAAUAAGAUGAAAAAAUAAAAUCAAUAGAACAAACUUUAAAAAAGCAGAAUUGAAUCGAAUAAAAAAAUGUUAUAGUUGUUUUAAUGCUCAUGAAGAAGAACUGUAAAAAUGUUUGUCGCAAUCUUUCUUUUAAUUUUGCAAGUGAAACGGAAUAGAGAAGGGACUGUUUUGUUUAAUAUUUAUAAAAAUUUAUAGUUACGCUAAAUGGUAUACGUUGAAAUACUUUGUGGAAUUUACUCCAAAACCAGUAUCAACACAAACCUGGUUCAACAGUAUUAAAUGCUCGAUUUUAUGUAUCGCCGAUCUUCCUCAUCAUACUUCUCACUGUCUCAUGGCAGCCUCGCGAUCGAUCGAUCCAACUUCGAUCAGUUUGAUGAUGUUUGAAGUGUUAGACACAAAAUUGGAGUAGACACAAACUCAUAAUAAUCUAUACAGAAGAGAGCCUCUGGUGAAAGAAAAAAUAGCCGGUACCAUUAGCGACACCGAUCCAGAAGUGGGAUUCUUAGAACUCUCAGAAAAACGGCAAGGUGCAGAGUAGCGACGAGGCUGCAGAGGGGAGAGGGAACAAAGAGGAAGCUAUCGUUUUCAUACGUACGUCACGUCACGUGCGUGCGUGCAUGGAACAAGUAGACCCACGCAGGACCACAAAGACGCGGCACGAGAGAGAACGCGGCGGGACAAGGUGGCGGCUCUGCUAAGUCACCAUCUUCCGGCGGUAGCGGCGGAAGAAAAAUGUCGAGCGUCGGGAAUAGUCCUGAUAGAAUGGCUCUGCAAUCACACUAUUCCUUACGAUGGCACAACCAUCUUGCUCACAUACAACGGGCGUUCGAGGAGCUGCUGCACGCGGAGACGCUCGUCGACGUGACCCUGAUCUGCGCCGACAGCAGCGUCAAGGCACACAAAGUUGUCCUCAGCGCCUGCAGUCCUUUCUUCGAGAGGAUAUUCGCAGAAAAUCCGUGCAAACACCCCGUGAUCGUGUUGAAAGACUUCUCGCAUCAUGAGUUGUCUACUUUGGUACACUUCAUAUAUCGCGGCGAGGUGCAGAUCGCCCAAGAGGAGUUACCGGGACUGAUGAAGGCCGCGGAGUGUCUGCAGGUGCGUGGGCUGUCAUCAUCGGAGCCGAGGCCGGUGUCGACGGAACCCAGGCCGUCGUCGUUGGCUUCAACGCCGACGCGCGAUCUCAUUCUGGCCGAAUUACCAACGCCAGAAGUCGCGCGACACGACACACUCGAAGAGGAUGAAAGCGCAUUGGAGAGCACGAGGGAGAUGAAACCCAUUCUGUUUCAACCAACGAGGGACCAUCCGGCCAAGCCGCUCAUUGGCCACAUGAACUUUGGUAUUCGCGAGAGUUGCGGCUCGCCGUCGAUGCCACGUCGGAAACAGGCGCGUCCGCGCCGACGAUCUGGCGAAUUGCUGCCGCAAGAUCUGAGCAGACGCUCGACUCCACCGGUCAGCUCGAGUCCGUUGACGAGUGUCCUUAAUCUCAGCGGUAGCCAGCACCAGGCACAGCAACAGCAGUUAUUGUUGCAGCAAUCUCAAUAUCAUCAACAACAAUCGAUUAACAACGCGCAGAAUCAACAACAGCAGCAGCAGCAACAACAACAAGAGGACAUGGCGGAGAAUCUCUCGAUGAAGAAAUCGCCGAGCGGACUAGAUCAGCAUCACGUGAAGACGGAGGGCAGCGAAGCAACGAGCAGUCCUCGCGGCUCGCCGCUCACGGGAACGAGUCUACUGCAUCAUCCGGACGGUCCUGUUCCGGACAUCCCGGCGGCCGUAGCGGCGGCCGUAGCAGCUACUGUAGCGUUGUCAAUGCCGACAACAAUGCCGACGUUGUCGCUGUCGCAACCGCCGCAUCCUCCCGAGUACCUGACAAGUCAGCUAACGAGCCUCGGCCAGCUGACGAGCCAAUGGCUGCCCGGGCAUCCGCAGAGUCAACUGCCGCCGCCGCCGCCGCCGGCCCAAAGUCAUCAUCCACGCGAAGACAGUCCGCACAGUUCCAGUAGAUCUCAUUCGUAUCAGCAACAGCAGCAACAGGAAUCGGCGCUGCCACGACGUAGCGCCAUGGCGAUGUUUACGCCAACAUUAGACGGCGUGACAGCUUUAGGCGGUGGACUUUUCUCGCAUCAUGCCACCACGUAUGACAGAGGCAUCCUCGCGGAUUCGCUUCUCACGGAUAAUUUUAAGCCAGAGGCGCUGCAAAAUCUUUUUGGUACUCCCAGUCUCAGUCAUGCGCCUAAAAAGGCGAAGAAGCAUCGUAACGAUGGUGACGCGCCACGUAGAUGGACCGAACACAAUACUCGAGCACUCGCGGUUAAUAGGCCCAAAGGGCAACACAGCGCUCCGCGAGGUGGACCACCACGGUCAUGGACAAAUAAUGAACUCACACUGGCCCUGCAACAUGUUUGGGAAAAAAAGCUCACCACAUCGCAGGCUAGUCGUAUGUUCGGGAUACCAUACAACAGCUUGCUGAUGUACGUGCGUGGUAAAUAUGGGAAAAGUCUAAAGCUUGAGCAAUUACGUAGGAACUGUACCGGCGCCAGUACCCCCGAAAUUAUGAACAACAAUAACAUCAAGCCCGUCCAGCAGUCCGCGCAGAUGAGCCACGGGCUCACCGGUCUGCCGCUGCAGCAUCCGGGGGACAACGGCGGCUAUCCUCAUCGCGGUCUACUCGGCAGCAAUAUACCGCAGCCGCAAAGCUACUAUCCCGCCGAUUAUGCCGCGUCUUUCCCCCUGGCAGUGAAUAUGGUGCAUAUGUUACCCCCGAGCGAGCAGAAGGCCUUCGAAUCGUCCACGAACUCGGGCGGCGACGGGAGCGGGGGUGGGUGCGUAGGAAGUGGGGGAGGGGAUGGGAGCGGCAGCAGUGGCGGUGGUGGCGACCUGACGAACUCGCAGACCAGCGAGACACCAUCCCCCAUUGUUGACCAUCACCAUCAUCAGGAGUCGUCGAUGCAGCCGCAGCCAACGCAGUCGACGCCCGCGUUGCUACAGCAGAACGGUUCCGAUUAGGAUUGAGUGGAAUCGUUUAGCGGUACGUUCUUAUAUGUUGAUGUUAAGCGAUGAUUCAUUUGUUACCUUUGCCCAUCGACGACGACUGGGCAAAUGGUCGAUUAGUCCUUUGGCUGCGAAUAUCAUACAUAUACGGAUCAUUUAUUUACUCUAAAAAAUUAUGAUGUAAUUUUGACACCAAUAGUGUGGAUUCAACGACUUAUAUAAUUCUUAUCAUGUUAGUGUUUAUAUCAAUGAUGAUUUAUGUAAACGCCAUUUUUUAGAGUGUUGUCGCGAACGUAUGAUUGAAAAUUCAAUAAUUUAGCUAAUUAUCUCCAAAACAACUGAAGUGAUUCUUAGACGCUCAAUAUUAUUGCACAAUAUAUAAAUAUUGUACAAUAUUUUUAAUAGAUAUUGUCUAAGAUUCACUUUAUAAUUAACGUUUUUAGAAUGUCGAUUGAUAUCGUUAAGUUUAUUGCCUCACUCGUGUCACAGACUCGCGUAUAAAUCGGAAUGCUUAUGAAAUUUUCAAUAUAUUCUUCAAUUAACAAGGAAUAUAUUAAUAAUCACAAUUAUAGAAUCGAUUUGAUUAUCUUUGAAAUGCAAUAUUAAAUACAAAAAUCUUGGAGACACGUAUAUUUUUAUACGUGUCUAUUUUGAGAUUUAAGGAGUGAAACAAUUUCCUUAAAGCUAUAUUGGAUUUUAAACAAUUAUCGACGAAACAGCAAGAUAUAUAUCAAAAUGUUUUAGACAAAGUUUUUGAAACUCUUGUAUUUAAAUCUUUCAAGGAUCAAAUCAGUUUCGGACAAUUAUGAUAUGUUUCUUGUGAUUAAAACCAUUUUAUCGCGAAUUUUAUGCAGCAAUUCGUCUAGCUUGAACUGAGGGAUCUAUCUGUAAAAUCUGGGAUACUUUGAGAAAACAGUUUCACAUGCCGCAGCCAGAGGGUUAAUCGCGCGAUAGUUAAUUAAGUGACUCCCUCUGUGGAGCUCCUCAUCGCACGGGAGUUUAUAGAUUUACACGCGCGCGAUUCAACACGAGACACUAUCCUUCACAAGACUGACUUUUACCAACCGACUCGCAGCUCUCCGCAGGGUACACUCUCGAUGAACAUUCGAGCUUUGCUCAAUCCACGCUUAAGCGCCAUUAACUGCUCUCCGCUCGUUUCUGUGCUUGCCACUUGGGUUUCGUUGCUGUGUCUUUCCUCCGUCGGUGGUUGGGCCGCGUGUAGCGAGAUUUUUCCCGCUUUAUGAACAAUAGACUUAAGAUCUUCUUCAUUAAAUAUGAUUCGUACAGUUUGAUUCUUGGUUAAUACAAUUUGACUCUUAGUGUGUCUUUGAUAGAUUUGUUUUCCAAAAAUAUCCCUUUAAAUGCAAAAAAAUUAUAAAAGAGAGUAAAACUAGGCAUUUAUUUAUUAAAAUUGAAUCUCUUAAUCAUACAUUCCACCUUUGACGUUCAGGCUCGUUCAGUCGAAUUUGCCGACGAUACCGAAUAUCGUCAUCUUAUUUUAGCAUCGUUCUCAGUCACCGAUUCUUUCUUGGGAGGCGUCACAAAUUGAAGAUUGUCGAAUCUCUUCGCGAAAACGAAAUGGCAUCGAAACGAACACGACGCGAUCGCGAGGAAACUCUUGGCGCCACUGCUACGAAAUAGUUCCUGCUGCAAAAACGAUGAUAUACCAAAUAGUAUGUUCGCUAACGGCUGAACAACGUACGAUGUCUGUUACGAUGUCUGGACUUAAAAGAUCAUCAGGGAAAACUCGCACGGCCCGUUGUCAGUAUAAUGGUCGCCUCAAACGAAAAAUGAUCAUAUUUACGAUAAGUAAAAAAUCUGAGGUGAGAUGGAACGAAACUUUUUUUUUUAGUGGCGAGAUGUGGUGAUUAAUUAAUCGAUGGCACAAUGGCACGAGAAGCUCGUUUCAAACCGUUUUUGACUUAAGAGAAAAGAAGAAAAGAAAUAUAUGUAAUAAUCAGAGAUUAUAAAAACAAGGUUCUAUAUAGAUUAUAUAAAUGUAGACUAGAUAUCAUAAUUGAAUAUUUUAAUAAAAUUGAAAUCAAUUAUAAUGUCCAUCGAUAUUUUUGAUUUCCAAGUGGAAGUUAAAGUCCUCUUGGAUAAUGCUAAUUUUUCUAUAUUUGUUCUUAUUAUUACAAUAUAUAUUAAUUAUAAAUUAAUUUACAAGUUCAAUUAUUGUGCAAUACAUAAAUUAUUUAUUGUUAUAUUUAAAUUGACAAAGAAGAAAAAGAUAAAUUGCGUAAUGAAGAAGCAUUUCUUUAUUCGGCAUUUAUGGCAAAUGAAAUCUGCUGGGAGAGAAUUGACAUAUCAUUUUAAAUUAAAUUAUAAUUACGUAUAAUGAUAUAUAAUACGUGUAUUUUAUAUUUUUUUAGAUUUAAUUGUAUGUGAUUAUGCAAAUGUGAUUCAAAAUUUCUGAAUUGAGUUAAUUCAGUUUGAGGCUUUUAUCUUUAAUACAUAGAUAGGUUUUUAAUUAACUUUUAAUUUAGUUUAAAAAUAAUUUCUAAUUCAAUCGCAAUGCAUUUUGACAGUCAUUGAUACGGCUUUUAAAUGGAGCUUCUCGAAUGCAAUUGAAUAAGGUGAAUAUCAUUUUUACGAUGUUAUAACGAGAAUAUCAUUGUCACGAAAUCGAGCGUCCCUUUCGCGCGAGUCGUCCGCUCUUUUUUUAUUUUUAAUAAAAAAACAAUCUUGUUGAAUUGCGGGACGGAUGAUACAAUAACAGACGACAACUUGCCAAGAUUUCCCGUUUGCCAAUCCUCCGAGAAUCUUACCCGUUGUCAGCGUGCUCCGAUACGCAUAAUUUUUAGGGACUAAUUCGUUUACUCGGUAGCAAUACGUUAUGCCUGUAAAUACUAUUUUUAAUUGUUAACCGUUUUAUUCUGCUCGCUUCUUUCUGUUCGAAUCUUUCGCGAUACGUUUUGAAGAAUUCGCGAACACGAGCAGAACGAAUAAUUAUGCGAUCUGUCGAGACGCGAACAACUAUCUCUGGUUUGACUCGUUAAGAACGAAUAAUUCGACGAGGAACGAGACAAGCACGCGCAAUCGCCGAUCCUGGCGAGUACCGAAACGCGAAAUGCUUUCGGGAGAAAUUAAGAAUCGACACCGGUAUAAUUUCGGAGAGUUCAAUUCUCGAUUACGCGAAAGAGACAUGAAAAAAGGUGUUCAUGCAGCACUGAAAUUCACCGAAAUCAUACUGAUCUGAAUAUUCGGAAGUAAGAAAAGAAAGAGAAAGAAUACAGAACAAACGUUGAACAUACUUUUAAUCGUAGACCACAAUUUCACAACAAUAUUUCGACAACCAGACGGAAGCGCAGGGUAACUAACACAUCAGGGAUAGCCACAGACAAAUCUACGAUAGAUAAAGAAAAUGCUACAUAUUAAAUUGUAAAGGUAAUGAUAAAUGAUUACUUAGGUAAUUAUUAAAGUUAUAAUAACGAUAUGAUAUUAUUUCGUUAAAGAGAUUAAGAAAAAGAAAGAGAGAAAGGGAGAGAGAGAGAGUUGAGGAAAAAAGAGACAAAAAGUGAAUGAAUGACAGAAGUAAGAAUCAUAUGAUAGAAUUCGUUAUGUCACACUCUUUACUACUCCUAGAGAGAAACAGGAUAAGAUAUAUUAUGAGAAAAUAAUAAUAAUAAAAUAACGAAUAAUAAUAAUAGCGAUUUAAGUAGAGCAUAAACGACAGACGGAGCGUAUAGGUGCGACACGGGGUUUGAAGUGAAUAUUAGAGAGACCACAGGUUUUCGGACCCCAAAACAACCUGUACAAUACAAAAAACUGAUAUUAUUAUUGACUAUUAAUACUAUAUAUUAUAUAUAUUAUAUAUAUACAGGGUGUUUCAAAAGAGUUUAUAACUGCUUCAACGGGCUGUAUCAUCGGGUUUCGCUUAACACGAGCAUAUAUAAUAGUUAAACUAGCAAGAUGCUCAUAAAUUAUCACAUUGUAUCAUUUUUUUGCAUUUAAAUAAAUUAGUAUACAAAAGACUUUAAUUUACACUAAUUAAACUUGCAUUUAAUUGAAUUUGCUAUUAGACAUAUCUGUUUUUGAGUUGCUUUAUUAUUUAUUUGCGAAUAUUUUUUGAGAAAUAAUGAAAUUUAUACAAAAGAAAAAACUUUAAAGUUUUGCUAUUUUUUAAUAUCCAGAAUGAAAUUAUUUUGAUUAAAAAAAUAAAAUAACUAUUUUUGUAAGUAAUUUAUUUUCAUUUCCGUAAUUAAUUUAUUUUUGUUUCAAUUGAGCAUCAUGAAAUUACAUUCGGGCGUUUACGAUGGUACAACCACGUUGAAAAUGGUUUUAACAAUUUUUUAUCCACUCUGUUGAUGAGCGCGCGCGAGAGAAAGAGAGAGAGAGAGAGAGAGAGAGAGAGAGAGAGAGAGGAUAAGUAACAGAGAAGUAGGAUUUUAUCUUAACUUUAUGCGACAAAUCGCGCAGAGUUAAAAUACAGUUAAAUAAUGACUGUUCGUAUGCAUAUAGGAGUGCGUGCGAGAGCGUACAUAAAUAUUAUCUAUAGGUCUAUUUGUGAUAGGCACCACAUGUGCAGAAUUCAGUAUUAUUUUGCAGAUGAUUGGGAAAAGAAACGGUCGGCACGUUUUCUUUUUCAAUUAACGUUUUUGUUGUUUAUAGGCACCCCUUUAGUAUAUUAAACAUUAAGAAAACUUUCUCCGAUUGCGAUGUUUAUCGUCUCUCGCCUCUCUCGCGAGAGGCGACGCGCAAAGCUUUAAAGGAGGGAGAAAAUGAGAAUAUCCUAUGAGAGAAAGAGUGAGAGAAAGGGAAAGAGUGGGAGAGAGAGAAAGAGAAUGCGUGUAAGAGAAACAGAAGACAGCAGGGGGACAUAUAGGCACAGAGGCACGGAGAAAAAGGAGCAUUAUCAUUGUCGCAUAGGGUGUGGAUAGAGAGACGCGAUAUCGAUUGGUUACUUUAUUAGCAAAAGGAUAAUAUAUGUUAAAUACAAGUAACGCGUUUAUUAAUUGAUUUUAAUAAGGGGGACCGGAAAGUAAUAUCCUUUUUUAUAAAUAAUGUGAAGAAUAUGUAGUCUUGUUAAUACAAUUUAUUAUUUAAUUAUAUAAUCAUCAUUUUCUAUGAUCAUCCACUUAUUUAUUUUUUUAUUUUUUUCUCGAAGAAGCUAACUAGUUUUGAUUCUGUAACAUUACAAUGCUCGAUCGCAUAUAAUCAAACAGCUGCAAUAAAAAAAAUUAGAAAAUUAGGAGAGGAAGUAACAGAAAUGCUCUCCCAUCUAUACUUUUACCGGAUUAUCAUCUUUUCUGAUCAUUGGAACACUUAUAAAGAAAAAGCCUUAUAAAAACAAGUGAAAUUUGAGUCUAAACUCUCCGCACGAGAACAUCCAUAAUGCGUUACGUUAUGUAAAGAUCUGUGUGUGAAACAUCUUAAAUCUGUAACAGUAAACUUUCUACAUUUUUUAAAAUCAAAGUCGGUCACCUUUCUCGAGAAAAAAAUUAAAAAAUUAAUAAAUGAAUGGAUGACUAUCAUAGAAAAUAAUGGCAACAUUAUUCAAUAAAUAACAAAUUAUAUUAACAAAAUGACGUACUAUUUAAAUUAUUUAUAAAAUGACAUUCCUGUCGUAUUGUUUUACUUAUGUUGAGAUGUGUAUUGAAAGAUCGAUAUAUCUUAACGAGUGAAUGAAUAGCUAAUACUUAAAGAGGUUUUUAAUCUAUUUUAUUUAGCUUUAAUUCACUCGUAUAGUUAUACGCUCGAAAAUAUCGGCGUCAUCUGCGGUAACAGUGUUAUUCUUAUUUAUUAAUUAUGCAAAAUUGGCAAUGGUAGAUAAUUUAUUAUUAAAAUAUAUAAAUUAUUAUUGAAAUAUGAAGUUAUGAAGAAUCCAGGCACGAAAGAAAAAUAAAAGAAGGAUCUGAAUACCGGGAUUAUAUUUCGAUUGGACGUUAUAAAUAAUGCUGUGCCAUUAUUUUCAUUCAUAAGGUGUUAGAAAAAUGACUUGUAGUGGAUUGCAAGUAAUGUUCAUACUCACAACGUAAAAAAAGAGUUACUUCUAAUGAGAUCAAUUUUCUAAACUACAUUGAUUUACAUCUUUACUUGAUUUACGUCCAUUUCACUAAAUGUAGAUUAACUUCAAUCUAGAUUUAACUUACUCUUUAUCUUUUUCCAAUUCUUAGAACUAGAGAAGAUAAAAAGAAAGUUAAACCGGGAUCACAAAGUUAAUCUAAAUUGGAGGUGGACAUUAGUGAAUACUACGUGCUUUUUAAAUCCUGAAUCCAUCUUGUAACGUAUGCUAAUUCAUCCAAUACUUUUGUGUCGCGUCGCAGGAUAUUUAUAAAUUUAACUCUUUUAUAAAAAUUCUGGUCUUUUUAUGCAUAAAAAAAACUGUCGCAUGAAAAGACGGCAUUUUAUAAAAAAAAGGAGAUUAGAAUAUUUAUAAAAAAGGGUUACCAGAUAGGCACCGAUACCGACUGACGACUGAAGAAUGUUUUAUUUUUCUGGAACUUCGCUCUCAGCGAAGCCACCAUUUUAGUUCCUACAGUUACGACGAUAACUAAUACAACUUUCCAGUAACUAUGAAAAGAAACGGGAGUAGUAUUAUCUUAUUUACUGCAUAAAAUAAAGAGAGACGGAGUGAAAGAAACGGAGAGAAUGAGAGAAAUUGUAAGAGAGACAGAGAAAAAGUGGAAAACAAGAGGAUAUGCCUCCGCAAAAGAUUAUUUUUAAUUUCGUGUAAUCUACAAUUGUACAUAAGAUCAGAGAUAAACGCGCUGUCGAUUAUUUAUGCGUAAUAUAUAGGUAUACAUACUUAUAUAUAUACAUAUUAUACAUAUACGUAUAUUUAUCGAUAAUUGUGCGUCGCGAGCAUUGUUCUUCGAAUACAAUCUUUGAUCGAAUGAGCAUUGAGAGGCGGGAAACAAAACACAGACGACGAAGUAGGCGAGCACAUUGUAAGAACGCGCGAUUUCUGCGUCGCGAUUACAUAAAAGUGCAAUACUUGAUAUUCUUACGUAAUAACAUUGUUGCUGCUAAGUGGGCCAACAACAAUCCAAGUAUCACACGCGAGCCUUGUCUAAAAUUUGAUUGGAUCAUGUAGGAUUUUCCCGCUGAACACAAAUCGAAUGGAAAGUGCAUUGUGUUGUGCACGCGGUCGCUGAAAGAUGGCGUUGAAACGCGCUCUCGGGGAAUCCCUUGGACUUCUCCUCCGGAAGGGAUUUACCAACUGGCGGCACGUUUGAACACGAGAGUUACCGAUAGUCCAUACGAAACUUGUUUCCCAUCGUCGCUUUUCACGGCUCCGUUACUCUUCGUAGGAAAGAUUAUUCCCAGAUGAUUAGCUCUUCUUGCUGUAGCGCAUUUAUCAUUUUCCAUUCGAUGAGUCACGCGCGUCAUCAAUAUCAUCGACGCAGAAAUCGCCGUUUCGAAAUCUCAUCAAGAACUUCAUACUGUAUAAAGAAACAGAAAAACCGGAAAAACGAGAACAGAUGAAAUAGUUACUUGCAUCGGUUGUGCUGUCACGUAGUUCCUAAAUCGCCCUAGCCUCGCCCCGAGCGCAUGAAAAUAACAUACGGAUGAAUGGAUGAAUGAACGAACGUGUAAGAUUUGUUAUUUCGGAGUACGGUAUAAACGAUACACCGCUCUAUUUCGCAUAAAUAUUUAUUAGGAUUACGAUUAUCAAAGACUUUCCUGUCGUAUUGCUUCAAAACCUAGACUCGAAUGUGUAACAAAUCUCAUCAGUUUUCAGUCUCUUAUUGAUAGCCUGAAAAAAUGCCGCAUAUAUAAUUACAUUUAAAGAUAUAUAAUUAUGUAUAAAAUAUGUAUGUUUUCUUUCUCUUAUGUAAUUUUUGUCUAUAUGUAUAGAAAAAAUAAGAAAAAUAUUAAAAAAUAAUAAAUUUUGUACUUUUUACGAAAAGUAAAAUUGCGAUCACGUUAUACAAUAUUCUAUAUGUAAUUAUAUAUGCAGUUUUAUAUAUAAGGUCAUUUCAUGAAUUUUACUUUUUAUAAAAAAAACAAUGCGCAAAUUCUUUUUAUUAUUUUUUCUAUAUAUAUGAACAAAGACAAAAAAUAACACAAAAGAAAGAAAAUAUAUAUAGGUAUAUAUUAUAUGUAUUUAUAUGUGAUUAUACAUGAGUCAUUUUUUUCCCGGGCGGACCUUCAUACAUAUUAUUUAAAAGUUUAAAGAUCCUUUCUUUGAAGAUCUUUAGAAAACAAAUACUUAAAAGUUGCAAAUAUCUAUAACACUUUAUAAUGAGGAAUAGAGAAAUCUGAUUGCGUGAUUUUAAUAAAUGAUUUUAAUAAAAUUAACAAAUAUUUUAUUUAUUCAUUCAUAUAAAAAAAAUUUGUGUUGUGUACGAUCGUAUCGCAAUUAACAUCGUAAUUUGAGUAAUUAGGCACGCACCCUUUGGCACAAACGCGUUUACGAAUGUCGUAUUUGGCACAUUUGUCAGAAUGAAAAAGAAAGAACAAAGACUGAUAUUCUUACCUCGCUUUUAGGGGCGAUUUAAGUAAAAGCGUCUGUCAUACGCGAAUUAACGUGGCGGGAGGACGCUUUUAGCUAGAGCCGUCUCCCCAAAAGCGUGGUAUAACCGACGUAAAGAGCGACGCGCUUGUACAACUAUAUAUACCGUUUCUCGUAAGAAGCGGAAUAUGUAGAUACCGGUGGAUCGUAUUUUACCGUACGACGAAAGAGAAGUGAGUGGGACGAAGAGAUCGAGGUUGUGCGAAAGGAAGAGAGAGAAAGAACGGUGUGUGAUAUGGGUGCAUUGAGAGCCGUGAAAAAGUGGAUAGAGCGUGUGAUAACUAUAGUUGGGUGUGUGCGAUACACGAUGCGAAUGAGAGAUUAUAAAAAAAAAGAAAAAAACGAGAGAUAGAGAAAGCGGGAUCUCGAUUACAGAAGCAGCACAUCGCAGAUUAUAAUAUAACGAUAUAUUUAUACUAAUUACAAUUGUACCAUAACGAUUAUAAUACUACUUAUUAUAUUAUACAGAGCCGCCGCCACCCAGUAUAUUUUUUACAGGUUUACAUUGUAUUACAGUUUAUAAAGUUUGAUAUACAAUAAAAAAAGGAACGAUUACCUAAGCGCAGCGCGCGCCCGCGGUGGCAGCCGGCGCGUCCCACCUAUUUAUAGGGUGGGAACAGCCGUACGAUUAAGACGCCGCGGCGCGCACUGCGUCACGCUAUAACUACAAUACUUCCGAGUGUUGGAAGAUCGACGCCACACGAGAGAAAGAGGGAUAAUGAAUCGCGAUACGUUGUCGCGAUCGAGAUGACCGGUUACUCAUUCGGCCGGAGGGUGUUCCGACAGUAAGGGUGUCGGAAUGGAGCUUUUACCUUCGGAAGAAUGUGCAUCUCAAUUAAAGCCUGCAUAAGACCACGCAUUGGAGAUUGAGGAAUUGGGGAUUGCAAAUUGGAGAUUAGAAUUCAACCAGUUUCGACCGAACGAAACGGAUUAAAAUUAAACUUAUUUGAUUGGACGAAUUCUAAUCUCCAAUUCGCAAUCCUCAAUCUCGAAUGCAUAGUCUAGGGCUUAACGGCUAUUAAUUUUCGAAAGCACGAAUCGCAAGACAGUGGGGGAAGAAAACCGAGUGGAAAAGAAUCUGUUCUUAUUAGCUGGCCUUUUGCGAAUAAAUAACAUUUCCUUUUUUUUUUAUGGAGAGAAACUUGAAAAGAAAAAGAAAUAAUACGUGUAACGUUCGAAGGAAUACGGAUACAGAUUGACGCGUUACCCGCGAUUGGCUUCGAGCUUCCAACACCCGUGCCGAUAAUGAAUAAAUGAACGCUACAUAACUUGUGAUACGUUUACCGCUGGUUACUACAGAGACUUCCUAGCCGAUCCUACGACAGGCUCGGCACCACUAGUUCACUCACGCACACAACUCAACGUUUAUACGGAUUUAUUAUUACAGAUUUAUUGAUUAAUAUCGAAUUAUUGCGUAUAACGGUAAUUAAAUUAGGUGAGAUAUACUUAAACGGGGAGACUACAAUGUGAAAACAGAAAACAGUUACAAGUGCGAAACAAUUAUAUGGUGUGAAUGCGCACACGAGGCUAGGACGAGGCUAGCUACCUAAACCCCACGUUCAUUCUUCGGAUUACAUGUAACAUGCGGAUUAUACACACACACACACACAUACGCGCGCAAACACAUACAUACACACGUACAUGCAUUCAUACGCAGACAUACAGAUCCAAUCGUAUUCACUCUAAACCCUAAUAAAAUCUGUACAUACCAUUGCAA
This is a messenger RNA of Solenopsis invicta (red fire ant), 15650 nucleotides long. It is a transcript of the gene lov, whose product is annotated as protein jim lovell. Gene Ontology annotation, molecular function: DNA binding; protein binding. Gene Ontology annotation, cellular component: nucleus. The record is from RefSeq and is a predicted model, not a curated record. Lineage: Eukaryota; Metazoa; Arthropoda; Insecta; Hymenoptera; Formicidae. The coding region runs from base 3217 to 5490 and encodes 757 amino acids. Gene Ontology annotation, biological process: regulation of transcription by RNA polymerase II. The transcript is spliced from 3 exons.